Funneliformis mosseae is the source of this 215-nucleotide messenger RNA. The record is from the annotation of a GenBank genome assembly. NCBI's taxonomy places the organism in Eukaryota, Fungi, Glomeromycota, Glomeromycetes, Glomerales, Glomeraceae.
AAAAAAAAGAAUUAUGCGAGUGGAAAAGGAAUAAUCCAUCAUAUAAUCAAGAAGAUCUUUCUAAUAAAUUUAAUAUAUCAGUAUCACAAGUUUGUAGAAUAUUAAAAGAAAAGGAUAAAUGGCUGUCUAUUGAUGUUUCAAAUAAAAAAUUUAGUAAUCAAAAAUGGGAUAGAGGGGCUAAGUUUCCAGAAAUUGAAUCCGCAUUAUACUUGUGG